This is a messenger RNA of Aplysia californica (California sea hare), 3322 nucleotides long. Its product is annotated as F-box/LRR-repeat protein 4. Bases 119 to 2041 code for a protein of 640 amino acids. Gene Ontology annotation, cellular component: SCF ubiquitin ligase complex. Gene Ontology annotation, molecular function: protein binding. Gene Ontology annotation, biological process: SCF-dependent proteasomal ubiquitin-dependent protein catabolic process. The transcript is spliced from 16 exons. NCBI's taxonomy places the organism in Eukaryota, Metazoa, Mollusca, Gastropoda, Aplysiida, Aplysiidae. The record is from RefSeq and is a predicted model, not a curated record.
UAUUCCAAGAUGCAUCACCGGAAUUGUCUGUUUACCUAUGGUUCGCCUUUAACCUUUGACCUUAGACGGUCAUUGAGACGGAUAAACAACGAAUAAUGUUUUGUGAAAGAGACGUAAAAUGGCUAGGAACGUAGAGGAAUACGAUGCGUUUCUUACUGACAUUAUGACUUCUGUCCAGCACUAUCGAGAUCUGGACAAAAAACAGAAAGAAGAACCCUCCGAAGCAGAUUUUUUAAUCCGUCUUGAGGGCCAAGAAGUUGUCGAUUUUAGCUCUCAGUAUGGAAGUGAAUCAAGUAUUUCCUACGUUGCCAGCAAUCUUGCAGGAAAGACCUUUGUGUUUCCAUCGUACGGAGAUUACACACAGACCUGCGUUUUUAGGACAUAUGGAAAGUGGUGGAAAGUUGCUCCAUCUGGAAGAAGGAAGUAUUUAAGAACAUCAUCAGACUUUUAUGGUGAAGACUUUAUAGAGGUUUCAUUUGCUGAGAUGCUGUAUCCUGUUAGAAUCGAAGUUUAUGAAACCUACAAUCCGGGUGCAAUUAUUCGUAUUCUUGCUUGUGAUAGAGCCAAAGGAUCUGACGUGGAUAAAGGCAUAAGAUGGGUCACUUUAUGGUCAUCAAAGCCAAAGGCAUGCAAACAACGACCCAGGAUUUUUGCCCCUCGGUUGAAAAAAAUGAAUUUUGCAACAAACCUCAUCCGCCUGGAACUGAACCACCAGUACAUGGAUUACUACACUGAACUGGAUGGUAUCAAGUUGGUGGGUACCAAGACACCUCCAGCUCCAGACUUGCUAAGGAACCAUCAGGUUUUACCUGCUGACAUCGGGGACGUUGAGGACUCUAAGGAUGGGGACCAAGUUUUUGAUGGACCAUCUUCCUCUGCCAGAUACAGUGAAGAGAGAUAUGGUAAGACAUAUAAUGCAACUGCUGAUGGCAUUGAUGAGCUUGCUCUGAGUGUUGAUGCCUUGUCCUUCAGUGCAGACUCCGAGGAAAAGUCUUUCUUUACACAACUACCGAAAGAACUGAUUCACUUCAUACUUAAGUACCUUGAUAUUACUGACUUAUGCAGACUUGCCCAAACCUGCAGCUUAUUACGUGACCACUGUUAUGAUCCCCUGUUGUACAUAGACCUCAACCUUCAGCCGUAUUGGAACUUGGUGUCAAAUGCCAGCCUCGAUGCCUUAUCCCAGCGCUGUGAACGUUUACAAAGACUGAACUUGUCAUGGCUGGGUAAAGGAGGCCUCAUCUACUCUGAUCAUUUAGCCUACUUCCUGCAUGAUUGUCAAGAUCUGCAGACUCUAGAACUGACUGCAUGCAAGAUAAUGGAUAGCAAUACACUAGCACUUAUUGUCAGCAACUGCAGAAAUCUACAAGAAUUAAACCUGAGCAGCUGUGUGAACAUAGAGGAUUUCUCCACCUUCAACGUUCUCAGUUUGCCAAAGUUGAGGAUGCUGAACUUGUACCGGACUAAGAUUGACACCCCCUCUCUACUCGCACUCAUCCGGUCGAGCCCGGACCUAGAACAUCUGAACCUGUCAUCUUGCAUGCUGCUCAACCCAUACAUCAACCUGGUGCUCAUGGACCUGGGAGACUGCUGCAAAAAAUUAAAAAGCCUGGACUUAUGGCGGAUGAGAUCUGUGAACAGUGAAGGUCUGGCGCACUUGUACAACAAUUGUCCUCUGUUGGAAGAACUAGAUGUUGGGUGGUGCACUGAUUUGAAGGCGUAUACUCAAUGCUUUGUCCAACUUGCAGAGAAAUGCGUCAAGCUUAAAAAAAUAUUCAUGACAGCCAACAGAACUGUCCAAGAUUCUGACCUCAAGUCUCUUGCGCUUCAUUGCCCCAACCUAGAACAGAUCGAUGUUCUUGGGACUCGUGAAGUUACAAGAAAUGGAGUUCUUUUUGUUCUAGAGAAGUGCAAAAAUCUGAUCUUUCUGGACUUGUCAUUUUGUUUGGGGAUUGCUACAGAAGAUGUCUGGGCAUGGCGCUCUUUGUUCCCAAAUGUGGCCAUCAAAAAAAGUUUCCAGCAUAUAUCAAUAGUGCAUUAAUUAUCUUUAGGGUGCUUGUAGUGUUUUUGAAGGUGUUGAAGGCUCAUACAGACUGCAAGGUUUUGCUGAUUCUUUUAUUACUCCGUCCAUCAAACCAUUAUAUGGCUAAAAUGUUCAAGCUUAGAUCAAGUGAGUGCAUGUAAAGUGUUAAACUGAUAUGAAAUGUAAGACAGGUAAAUGAAAUGUUUACCCCAUUAGUUUUUAUAGGGUGAGGAAGUAAGAAUUCAGAAGAGUUCAAUAAGGGUUAUUUCUUCUGAUAUACCCUACAGAGUAUUGGAUUGCAUUUCUGUCAUGGAAAUAUUGAUACAUCAGUUCUGUUGUAAGUCACAGUUGUGCUGACAGAUCUUGUAAGUCCAAAAGUUAUUAGUUUACGGCUCAUGUAGUGUUGCGUGACUUUGGAUGGGAGUUUCACUAGACUUCACAUAAAGUAUAUAUUUUUACCUUUAGGAAAAGAACCGUCUUUUCAAUUUCCUUUCUUUUUUAAAAGAUGGCCCGAAUGCUAAAAACUGAAUCAUUACAUAAAUGCAAAAAUUUUUUUUUUCAAAGUUCAAUAUUCAUGAAGUCCUUUCUAUACUUUUAGAUAUUAGUGCCUUGCUUCCUGAAGUAACUUCAAACGAUAUUUUCAAGAAAAUUGAGUCAGUGUUUUUGCGUAUGUGAUUGACUCAUGUCAUUAAUGCUGUUUCCAUUUGGCUGUCAAUAUUGAAGCAUAAUUGUGAAUGUGGUUGACUGAAACUACUACUGUUCUGAUACAGUUCACUAAUUUUAUAGAUCAAGAAGCAGUACUAUUUUAAGAAUAGCUUGAAGUUUGAGCUCUAUUUGUUAAGGUACAGGACACUUUAAUGUAACCAUUUAAAGGUUAACAACUCUCAUGAGAAUCUCCAUGAUGAUGUUCUUGAUCUUUUUUGUCACCAGUUGAUUGUAUCUUAAAGUUGCCCAAUUUUUGGUACAUCCAAUGUGGCUGAGAAAUGCUUCUCAAUAUACAAUAUACUAUGGUGCACACUAUUGCACAUUGUAUUCUUAUUUCACUACUGUUUAUCCCUUUGGUGGCUGGUCCCCUGAGCCUACAGGAACUAUGCACCUGAGCUCCCUAUAAAGUCUACUGUUGCGUUUGCACUGAUGCACUCUGCUGCUUUUUCUUUCCUCAUCCUUACUCUCAUCAUUUUUCCUCUACUUCUUUUUUAUGUUUGUCUUUCUCUUGUAAACUGUUAUUUCUGGGGUGCCUUGAUUGUCGAAGCAGACUUGUGCUGUUGAGGCUAGAGAGGUGAGAAGAGUAAGCCUGAU